Messenger RNA from Harpia harpyja (harpy eagle), 2581 nucleotides. It is a transcript of the gene TWF2, whose product is annotated as twinfilin actin binding protein 2. The transcript is spliced from 10 exons. The record is from RefSeq and is a predicted model, not a curated record. Gene Ontology annotation, molecular function: actin filament binding; actin monomer binding. Gene Ontology annotation, biological process: positive regulation of neuron projection development; barbed-end actin filament capping; actin filament depolymerization. Gene Ontology annotation, cellular component: myofibril; cytoplasm; actin filament. Bases 201 to 1304 code for a protein of 367 amino acids. Lineage: Eukaryota; Metazoa; Chordata; Aves; Accipitriformes; Accipitridae.
CCGGAAGCGGGCGGUGCUGCCUGCCGAGCCGUUUCCUGCCCGGGACGCGGCGGAGCCGGAGCGGAGGGGAACGGAGCCGAGCGGAGCCAUGACUCACCAGACCGGCAUCCACGCCUGUUUCUCCAGUCUCCUGAGAGAACGGUGAAUUCUUCUCCAGCGCGCGCUUGCAACUCCUCUAGCUUCCCACCUUACAGCUGUUCAUGGAAAUGUGGACUAAACCUGGACCCACCACAGGUCCCCAGGAGACCUUGCUCUAUCCAACCUCUGAUACCUCCCAGACCACCACGGAAUUAAGGGACUUCUUUGCCAAAGCCCGAAAUGGUUCAGUUCGGCUCAUCAAGGUCAUCAUUGAGGACGAACAGCUCGUGCUGGGAGCCCACAAAGAGCUGUCCCGGCGCUGGGAUGCCGACUACGACGCCUUCGUGCUGCCCUUGCUGGACGAGCAGCAGCCGUGCUACGUGCUGUACCGCCUGGACAGCCAGAACGCCCAGGGCUACGAGUGGCUCUUCAUCUCCUGGUCCCCCGACAGCUCCCCGGUCCGGCUGAAGAUGCUGUACGCCGCCACCAGAGCGACGGUGAAGAAGGAGUUUGGCGGGGGGCACAUAAAGGACGAGAUGUUUGGAACGGUGAAGGAGGACGUGUCCCUGAGCGGUUACCAAAAGCAUGUGUCCUCCUGCUCCGCCCCGGCCCCGCUGACCGCAGCCGAGCAGGAGCUCCAGCAGAUCCGCAUCAACGAGGUGAAGACAGAGAUCAGCGUGGAGAGCAAGCACCAGACCCUGCAGGGCCUGGCCUUCCCCCUACAGUCGGAUGCUCAGCAAGCCAUCCAGGCACUCAAGCAGAAGAAAAUCAACUACAUCCAGCUGAAGCUGGAUCUGGAGCGGGAGACCAUCGACCUGGUACACACGAGCCCCACGGAGAUCGCCGACCUGCCCAAGAGGAUCCCCCAGGACUCAGCUCGCUACCAUUUCUUCCUGUACAAGCACUCGCACGAGGGAGACUACCUGGAGUCUGUCGUCUUUAUCUACUCCAUGCCCGGGUACAAAUGCAGCAUCAAGGAGCGCAUGCUCUACUCCAGCUGCAAGAGCCGGUUGCUGGACACCGUGGAGCAGGAGUUUUGCCUGGAGAUAGCCAAGAAGAUAGAGAUCGACGAUGGAGCUGAGCUGACGGCGGAGUUCCUCUACGAGGAGGUGCACCCCAAGCAGCAUGCCUUCAAGCAGGCCUUUGCCAAGCCCAAGGGGCCUGUGGGGAAACGGGGACAGAAGCGGCUGAUCAAGGGGCCGGGCGAGAACGGCGAGGACAGUUAGAUCCCGCAGGACCGGGUGGUGAACGGACAGCAUCCCCGCGGCGCUUCCCGGCUUCCUCUCUGCUGACCUGGGGAUCUUUCCCUCCAUCUCAGCCUUUUUUGGGUUGUUUUUUUUUCUCCUCCUUUUUUCCUAUUUCAUUCCUUUUUUUAAACACCAGGAUGGCUUGUUGCACCUGGGGGCAGAGCGAUGGGAAGGGUUCAGGGGUGUCGGUGUUUCUUUUCCCCGUGUCCUUGUGCAAGCCCCGGGGCUGCCAGCGGAGGACGGGAGCAGCAGGGCCAUGUCCCCCAGGUUUCGCUCCUGUCCCCUCUGGGGGCACAGCCGCUGCUCUCCGUGUCCCCUGGGUGACUGAAGGACACGCUUGCCUGCAAGCUGCUCUAUGCAAAGGGAAGGGGGUGGCGUUGGGGAUUCCUGUUUGAAAAGAGAAAAUGCUUCUUUCCCUGCUCCCCUAGCCCCCAGAUUUUGCUCCCCUGUCCCGCUCUCGGUGUGCACGGCCCCUCUGCCCCAGGCCUGGAGCGAUCCUGCACCCCCUCAAGGUGCAGGCAGGACCCCUCCCCGUGGGGUGGGCUUUGCUGGCAGGAGUUUGUCCCUGGGGGGAGCCAGCCAGCUGGAGGUGGAAGGUCCCCCCUGAGUCCUGAGCUCAGCCUGGCCCUGGAGAAAGGUCACUCUGCCUUUGGGCGGUGUUUGCAUCCCCUUUUUGAAUCCCUCCCCAGUAAAGCUUUUCCCCUCGGAGGGAGCUGUUACAGCCCUGACUCAGCCCCAUCCCUGUUUAGGAUGGGAGCGGGGGGGACGCUGAGCCCUGGUGUGUCCCCCUCCACAUGCCCCAGCCCUCACCGUCACCCCCUGGGUUUGCUGCUGGCUCUCUGGUCUGGGGCAGGCCCAUGUCUUAAAAAUCACACGGGCUACCCCAAAUCCUUGUGCGGGGAAGCGUGACAGCCCCUGCGUGCCCCCCCCCCCUCCCCGGGACGUCCCCAGCCACCAAGGGCCACCAUCGGCUCCAAGGACCGAGCUUGGCGCUGUGAGUUAGGCUUCACUGGGGUUUUGGGGGGAGAGUGCCUUGCUGCUGGGUACCAGUGAGGGCUCGAGAGCUGCCCGCUUCCCUGGGAAGAUGGAAACGGGGGUCGGUGAAACCUGCCCUCUGCUUUCCUGCUGCGGCGGGGAAUGUGCCGACGUUGCCUUGACCUCGGCGGAGCAGGCGGUGGGGGGGUUGAAGCUGGGGGGAGCAGAGCACACUGUACUGAACGCUGUAUUUUCUAAAGAAUAAAGUAUUUUUAAAACAG